Molecule: messenger RNA, 632 nt
Organism: Amaranthus tricolor (Joseph's coat)
Lineage: Eukaryota; Viridiplantae; Streptophyta; Magnoliopsida; Caryophyllales; Amaranthaceae
Product: calcium-binding protein KRP1-like
Exons: 1
Coding region: 64-429 (121 amino acids)
Molecular function (GO): calcium ion binding
Source: RefSeq, a predicted model, not a curated record
CCAAUUAAUUACCUGUAACUAAUUUACCUAACUUAGCUCAUAUAUUAAUUCUUAGCUUCGAUCAUGGCGGAAAAUCGAACCAACAAAAACAUUACAAACGGCAUCGUUUUCGAGGAUUUCUUACCUACAAUGGUGGAAAAGCUUGGCGAAGAAGGGUUUAUGAAGGAAUUAUGUAAUGGGUUUCGAGUAUUAAUGGAUGAACAAAAAGGGUUGAUCACGUUUGAGAGCUUGAAGAAAAAUUUAGAAAUAUUAGGGUUAAAUGGUAUGAGUGAUGAAGAAGUAGCAGAAAUGUUGAAAGAAGGAGAUUUAGAUAGAGAUGGUUGUUUGAAUCAAAUGGAGUUUUGUGUUUUAAUGUUUAGGUUAAGUCCUGGUUUAAUGGAUAGUUCUAGAAGGUGGCUUCAACAAGCUCUUGCUAAUAGAGUCAUUUGAUUAAAUUUUAUUUUAUUGUAUUUAUUUAUUUGUUUUUUUUAGAGCGGAAUGUUAGCAAGAAUCAAAUUCUAGAAUCUAGAAUUUUAUUUGAUUGCAGUGUUUUGUAAUUUGUUAGGGUAUGUUAGUUUAAAUCAUGUAUUAUGAUCUUAUGUCAUGAUGUAAUUGUGAGUGUUGUAUUUUAUAUCUUAAAUUCACGUAUAAUU